AUGGGAAGUGUGGGCCGUCCCUUCAUCUAUCCCAGCCCCGUGUGCGGCUCUGGACGCCACAUCCUACUCCUCAAGUGUAAGCUGGAGUUCCAGGCGUGCACAUCAGGGAAGAGCAUCGGUCUGAAGUGUGAGGGACCGUGCCCAUGUCUGCCUGGUCAGGAACUGGUCAAACCACACAGAGACAAGGCAGAGAAGACCGUCUGCAGUGAUGGGGACCUGCAUAGCCUAGCAUCCAGACUGAAGGACUGGUUCGGAGUUCUCCACCUCGACGCCAACCGAGACCUCAAAUCCUCCGCCAACUCUGAUUCAGCGGCAGGACGUUUUGACACCAGUAUCCUGCCCAUCUGUAAGGACUCUCUGGGUUGGAUGUUCAACAAGCUGGACAUGAACUACGACCUUCUGCUGGACCAAUCAGAGCUCAGUGCCAUCUACCUGGAUAAGUAUGAGCUGUGUAUGAAGCCCCUGUUCAACUCCUGCGACUCCUUCAAGGACGGGAAACUGUCCAACAACGAGUGGUGCUACUGCUUCCAGAAACCUGACGGUCUGCCCUGCCAGAAUGAGAUGAACAGGAUUCAGACUCAGGGUCGACGGAAGAGUCUCAUAGGGGCCUAUAUUCCACGCUGUUCUGAGGAGGGUUACUUUAAGUCAACCCAGUGUCAUGGCAGUACUGGACAGUGUUGGUGUGUGGACAAAUACGGCAACGAGAUCGCCGGCUCCAGAAAACAGGGCAACCCCACCUGUGAGGAGGACCAAGAGACAUCGGGGGAUUUUGGCAGCGGGGGUGGCGUCCUUCUCCUUGACGACCAGGAGGAGGAGCCACCUCGGAGUGGGAGGAGCCGGCAGAAGCAGAGGCGGGGCCGGAUCCAUCCCAGAGGGGCCAUCGAGGAUGACGAGGACGAGGAAGAUGACAAAGAUGACGAGAUUGGCUACGUCUGGUAGCUCUGCCAUCCACCUGCUCUCCCAUCAACCAACCAGGGACUCCCGUUAACUCUGCACAGACCUGAAGCCAUUCCAGCAUCUCCUUCGUCCCACCCCCUACCCCUCAGCAUCAGUCCAUGUCCAACUGACUUUUCCUUCCUCUUGUUCAUACCUUCAUUGAAGCUUUCUCUUCGUUAAUCCCGUCCUACUCAACCUUCAUAUAACGUGUCCACCUCCUACUCUCCUUCAGAUAAUGGAGACCUAUUAAAUUCAAACAAAGACUAUUUUAUUGUGUUUCCCUCUGCUUCAACUGUCCCCAAACCCUUCAAUAUUUGACUGACACCGAUUGCUAUAGCCUCGUUCUCUCUCUCUUGCUCGCUCAUCUCCCCUUUCUCUCUCUUUAUCUGCCUGUGUUUCUGGGAGUUUUGUGUCUGUCUUUGAGGCCAUAGACACAUUGAUGUAAAUACAUUCACAAGAGGAAGGCGAGAUUCUACAGUAUGUUCCGUUCCCUGGCCCUUCUGUCAGAGGCUGUUCUCCUGUUUGUGUUCCACUCGCGUCCUCCCUCCUCAUGUUCUAGAAUACCAUAUUCUCGGGUUCCAGAAUACUCUAAAGGCUCUUUGCUUGAGAAUAUUGUUCUGGCUGUUAUUGAAUGUUCCAGGAUGUCCUAGAAUCAGCAAGAGUGAUUGUGUUUUUUUUGCAUGUUCCCCUACUACGCCCCUGCUGAAGACAUGUUUGGGUAGCCAGAUAUGUAACCCAGAGUAUACACAUUUAGUUUGGUUUAUUUGGUGACAAUGCCCACAUUCGCUGCUGCAGCGCUCUCUUUCUCUUAUUACCGUGCAAACCUCCUCUAAUGUAGCUUUUAGAAGUUUAAAACUACGUUGUGAGCCACUAACUGAAUAGCAACCUCUGUCUUCAGCUUGAAAGUUCAAAACAUAUAUAUUGUUUUUCCAUUAAUUUGAUGAUUUUUUUUUUUUUAAACAGUUUUGUACUUUGGUUCAGGUGGAGACGAGCACUUUGUCUGUGGAAUUUCAGAUCAGAGAAAUCCUACAAAGUACCCAGGCGCCAUUACUCUGACCUUUUUCAAACCUCCACAAACCAGCCUGCAGCUUUUGAGACGGACAAAUAUAUUUUUCUUUCAUUUUAACGGUAUGCUUUGAUUUUUUUGUUACUAAAAGCAGCAGGAGUUUAAAAAUAAUGUUUUACCAUGAUAGUUUUGUUUGUCGUAGAGUUUGAUUUCUGUAGCCAUUGGCUUGUAUUGUUGACAUAAUAAGUUAAAUAUUCUAGCUAUAGUAUAGCUUCUAUUUUAAAUUAGUUCCUGCUUUAUUUCAGAAUAUUUCGGGUUGCAGUCAAGUGAGGUCAGUUAUCGUAAUGUAUCUACCCCACAAACCCAGAUGAGAUAGGCGUAACCCAUAAGACGGGCUUAUGAACAGUUAUAAGCGUUACACUGGUACAGUAUAAGCACACCCACACAAUGCUUAGUGACAUUUCACUUUGAUAAUGACAGGCCUUUGAUUGUUGUACGCAUAUAUUCACAGGUCUGAGCCGGGCACUAUAUGCUUCAUUGGGCUUGUGAUGCAGCGUAAUGAUACAUUGCUUUUGCGUGCUUCGGCCAGUGGGAAGCGAUCUUGAACAGAUUUUUUAUUCACGUGUGAGAGUCUUUUGUGAUUGACACUUUGGUCCACAUAGCACAAACAACAGCUCUACAGAAUAGACGUCUGAGCUCUUCUACUCUUCAGCAACACUGAUGUUUUCCAAGUGUAGUUCCAGGCAGGCACACAGCUAAUUAGAAAACAGUCUAUCACGACCAAACCCUGCUUGCUCACUUUACAAAUCUCACUCUCUCGCUCUCUUCCUCUGCUACCUCUCUCACAGCCUCUCACUCCCCCCUCCCUCUCUCUCUCUCGCACAUCUUUACUUUCUUUCUGUCACUCGCUUAUUUUCCCUCUUUCUCUCGCUCCCUCUCCCCUCUCUCUCACUAUCUCUCUCUGCGCUCUGUUUUUCACGCUGGUGGAAUGCAUGAGUGAGUUUUACAGCCGUGGCGCUCCUCUCGCUCCUCUCAUUCAUCUAAUUUCCCUUAUUUUGGUUUUUAUAGUUCGGAGUCGACACCCGUUGAGUCGGCCUUUCAUCUCAUUCUUCUCCCAGAGGAGCCUGGGAAAUCUGGGGACAGGAAGAGGAACUCAGGGGAUGAAAGUGAUGCUUUUGGGUUCGGGGCUUUUUUUUCUCCUUCCCUCAAAUCUCUCUCCCUUUCUCUAAUCCCCAUCCUCCAUUUUUGGUCUCUGUCCUUAUUGCGCUCCCUUUUCUCCCUUCUUCAGUCCACUCCUUAUCCCUUUCUCUCAUGCCCACGCUCAUAUACAGUAUAUCUGUGUAUUUACUAAAAACUGAUGGGUGAUUUCUCCCUCUGUCCAUUAAUCAAUCGGUUGGUCCUUUCAGAUCACAACAUUAACUCAUCUAGUCACAACUGAUCACUGCAUCACAGUGACCUCUGACCCUGAUAUUGAUUGGUUGUUUGUUUAUCACGUCAAUAGCAUGCAUGAUGACCCUUUUGUGUUUUGUCCCUUUGCAUCUUCAACUUGACCUUGUGUUGUAAGUCAGCCAGAGAGACA
This is a messenger RNA of Salvelinus sp. IW2-2015, 3521 nucleotides long. Its product is annotated as testican-1. The record is from RefSeq and is a predicted model, not a curated record. Gene Ontology annotation, biological process: anatomical structure development. NCBI's taxonomy places the organism in Eukaryota, Metazoa, Chordata, Actinopteri, Salmoniformes, Salmonidae. Gene Ontology annotation, molecular function: protein binding; calcium ion binding; extracellular matrix binding.